Polypterus senegalus (gray bichir) is the source of this 5708-nucleotide messenger RNA. It is a transcript of the gene rab3c, whose product is annotated as RAB3C, member RAS oncogene family. The transcript is spliced from 5 exons. NCBI's taxonomy places the organism in Eukaryota, Metazoa, Chordata, Cladistia, Polypteriformes, Polypteridae. Gene Ontology annotation, biological process: regulation of exocytosis; protein localization to plasma membrane; protein secretion. Gene Ontology annotation, cellular component: plasma membrane; synaptic vesicle; endosome. The coding region runs from base 143 to 823 and encodes 226 amino acids. Gene Ontology annotation, molecular function: GTP binding; GTPase activity. The record is from RefSeq and is a predicted model, not a curated record.
AUGAGCCUGCAUAUCGAACGGCACAGUCUGUGGUAAAACAGAUUUAGAAAAGCUACCUCGUCAGUUAUCCUGUGACUCGGAGUUACAGACUUGUGUUACCGGGUACACCGAUUGUAAUCUCAUAAACCUGUUUUUGAUGUGAAUGGAGCUUUACGGGAAGAUGGCUGCUACUCAAGAGGCUAAAUUUGGCCAAAAGGACACAUCAGACCAGAACUUUGAUUAUAUGUUCAAACUACUAAUUAUUGGGAAUAGCAGUGUGGGGAAGACAUCAUUUCUUUUUCGUUAUGCUGAUGACUCGUUUACUUCUGCAUUUGUGAGCACUGUUGGUAUAGAUUUCAAAGUAAAAACAGUUUUCAAGAAUGAGAAGAGAAUUAAACUGCAAAUAUGGGAUACUGCUGGACAGGAGAGGUAUCGAACAAUUACUACAGCCUACUACCGUGGGGCAAUGGGUUUUAUUUUAAUGUAUGACAUAACCAAUGAAGAAUCUUUCAAUGCUGUUCAGGACUGGUCGACCCAAAUAAAGACAUAUUCGUGGGACAAUGCACAGGUGAUUCUUGUUGGAAACAAGUGUGACAUGGAAGAUGAACGUGUAGUUUCUGCUGAAAGAGGAAGACAGCUAGCAGAUCAACUUGGUUUUGAAUUCUUUGAAACAAGCGCCAAAGACAACAUCAAUGUUAAACAGACAUUUGAGAGGCUUGUGGACAUCAUCUGUGACAAAAUGUCUGAAAGCUUAGAAACUGAUCCUAACAUCAAUGCUGGGAAGCAAAACACACGGUUAACAGACAACCCUACUCCUUUACAACAGCCCAACUGUGGGUGUUAAUAUCUCGUAGCAUUUUAAAGGUAGUUGAGAUGUGUGUUGUUGCCAAGAUAUAUAGAGAUAUAUAUAUGUAUAAAACCUUAGAUACAGUAUUUAAAAAUUCAUUUAUAGCUUACAGAUCCUAAUAAAUGAGUAAAAAUAAAUAUUUUUGUUUUUAUGUGCACAGUAUAGUUUUUCUAAAUACCUCUUCUUUUAGUGGGUGGAUCAACACACAAUCACUGCAGGCUUAUAUUACAUAAUCUGUUUACAAAAGUUUAUAUACAGCAUAUUUCAUUUGGAUUUAUUAAAAUGUAUGAUUAUUUUGAUUGUUCCAUCUAUAAUAAAGUAUCCUAUUGGUUAUCAGAUAAAAGGAAAAAUACAUGUAUUACCACACUCUGUAUACACUAGAAUAUAUGAUUCCCGCCUCUGAUAUUAUACAUUGGUAACUGGAUUAUCUUUGGAAGCUUGGUAAGUAGCAGAUGGCCAUCUGAGAAAUCUCUUUAACUGAACUUCAGAUUGUUGUGUAUGUUUACACAACAGUAGACUUGUCUGCAUGCAAACACUUUGAAACAGAAAAAUGCAUUAGUAGACCUCUACUUUAUUUAUUUAUUUACUUUAUUCAAUUUAUCUUUCUGUAACAGAUAUCGGACAGUUUUAGGGAGGUGUUAAAAAUUGCAGCAGGACGGAGUCACUGUUACCAGUAUGACCUUAGUUGAUCCAGUGCCACUCUGGUUUUGACCUCAGGUUUCAUAACACUAACUGCAGCUCCUCUGUCAGGCUAGUGUGUUAAUCUGCUGAACUGAAGUGACAUUCCUUCAGUUUGGAAGGCAAUCUUUGGUGUUCUUUAUGCAGCCACUCACAGCUUCUGUUAUAGUACAUAAUUUAUGCUGAAUAUACGUCAUCAGAAAAAAAGCACAUUUGAGGACAGUAUUGUGAAAAAUAAAUUAAGUAAAGUAAGCCUGCAGAGUCCAGCUUCAAAUUUCAACUAUAGUCUUAUUUUAAAACAUAAUUUAUACAAAAGUUAUCUUCAUUCUGGUGGAGUUUCCAGUUUGAUAUUUCUUCUUGCUCACGCUUGGUCUGUUGUGAGUAACCAUGUUUGUCUUAAUACUUUGUCUAAGGGUUUUUAUAUUUGUGCAAGUUUUGUUUUUUAAACUUUUGCCACUAAUGUCUUUUAAAUUUAUUUUAUUAAGAAUUUUUGUGUUAUAUUUAUACACACACUGUCACUACAGUUAGGUCUUUAAUUUUUUACAUGCAAUAAAUGCAUGGAGAAAUAAAUACUGCUUUUUCUACAUAAAUAUUUACUUUUCUACACAUUUUUUUCUCUAGCUGCUAUAUGUCACUCUGUUUACCCUAGCUGCUACCUGAAUUUAAUUCUUGUGUGAGGCAAGAAGACGUUUUUAAUGUGUAGCAUUCUUACAGUACAUUAUUUAAAAUGUACAUGACGGUGUUAUGUAUAUGAACAUUUCAUUUAAUCAAUCAGUGCAUUUGUUUCUCCAAUCACAAUACAGAAUAGUAAACAAAUCAUUAGUGAUUUGUAUACUUCCUUAAUCCAAAGAAAGGUCAUAGUAUAGUUAAAAUACUCCCAGCCUAUAUUCCACAUCAAAAUAGUUAUAGCUUAUUUUUAUUUAAAAUGAUCCCUUUGAUAGGUGGGAACUUCUGAUCUGAUUAUAUACCCUUCAAGAUUUUUAUACUCAGAAUUUGCAAACAUGCUUUAUGCUUGUUACAUUGGCACUAAAGCCUUGUGACUUGUCAAAUGCCCUUAGAAGCUAUUUAAUGUCCCAUUAGAAAGAUUCACGUUCCAUCUGAAUAAUAUGAUUUAAAAAAAUCUCAAGAGGGGAUAAUUUUUAUAUGUCUUUAAUUAAAGUACCACCAAAAGUAUAAGGAAAUUGCCUCAAUUAAAAUGUUAUGUUUGAUCAGGAAAAAUGUCUUAAACAGUACAUCCACCUGUAGUUCAUUUUCAGUUACUACAACAUUAAAUCGUUAAGAUUUCAAAUAGUGUACAGAUAUUUCCCGUCCCAAGUUGCCACCACACAAAGAAACAGAUGCAUUUUCUUUUGGCAGGCACUCCACUGUAAUUCAGCCUGUCAGAAAUUUAGAGCCAACACUCAUCGCAACAGGAUUCAGAACUGUUAUGGUCUUGUGCCAGGUCUGCCCUCUGCUGCCUUAUGCCUGUUACACUAAUAAUAUACUGUACAGGGCAUAUUCACUUUAAAAGGAAAUAUUAGCAUAAAGAUAGCCAAUGUAACUAGUGAUGUCAGAGUCCUUAUAUCAGUCUAAGUGGGAAAACUUCAGGUCAGAUUGACAAGCAGCAAGAUCGAAGAAACGUCUGUGGAGUCACACAAGCUGCAAACAGAUAAUUUAAAGGACAAUACCUUUCUGUUUUCAGAUACACUGUUUAAGAGGGAAAUGCAAAUUCAAGGUUUGUUCUUUGUUGAGCUUGUUAAAUGUCAUUGUCCAGCAUUUCAAAAACAAAAUCCCUCACUCUAAAAAUGCCAAACCAUUUCUUUUUCACAUGUUUCAUAUGUAAUAAAAGUGUAUGUAGUACAUUUUUCAAACCAUAACAAUAUAUGCAUGUGGAAAAGACUGUCUAUAAUGUUAGGACAGUUUUUUUUUUUGUAGAGUUCACAAUGUAGUAAGUUUAAAAAACAAAAAACCUUUACUAUGAAUGAAAGUCAUUAGUGUGUGAGAUGAAAUGAGAUGAAUGGAGCUGACUGAAAGUGAUUUGGAAUUGUUUGGUUUCAUGCCUUGUAGUAUUUCUUUGUGUCUUAAAUGUUGCAUGCCAUAGUAAAAUACUUUUAUAAAUUAACCUCAGAAUUGAGGUGAAAUGGGCCAAGAAGUGCAAUAUUUAAAGAGCUGUUCCCUGUAAAUAAUGAAGUGUUUUCAUGUGUUAUCAGAUGUAAAGGUGUGCAGUGGCUGUCUGUCUAGAAAACUCAUUUAGCAUUAGGUGCAACUUUGUAAUGUAUGAACACUUAUCUAUUGUGUAUGUAAUAGCCAGUCAACUGGUGGUGGGCUGCACCAAGACUAUAUUUAUCAAGAUUAGUUUGUACCCCGACAGUUUCCAUGAGUAAAUUCAAAAUAAUAAUUGUUGUGUUUUAUAAAUACUUGCCUUUCUAUAACCUGCUGGUUUCCAGUAUUACACAGUAUCUUUAAUACUGUUAUAGAAGUGAAUGGUGCUGUAUAUGUAUUUACAUUUAUUAUAAAAUUACCAGUAAAUUAUUGAAGAUGUGACUGUUAUAAUCCUUUUAAAUAAGUAUACAGUGUAUAGAAUUACCUUUAUCCUUUCAGAGUGUAAACAAUAGACAAUAGCCUUAUUUCUUGAACUUGCUACACUGUCAUAUAUUUUGUACACAGUAUGAAAAACUGUUGUGUCUUCGUCGUGUUGCAGAAUACAUGAAGCGUGUUUAAACUCAGGCUAAGUUGCUGUUUGCUGAUAAUCAAAAACAAAGAAGUGCAAUCGUCAUACUGCUGCCCAUACUCUUAUGGGUACAGCUGCUAAUAAAGUACAUGUACAGUAGUGCUUAUUUAAGAUGAAUGGUGUAAUAAUUUAUUCAUAAUAUCCUUUUUCUAUGUCAUUUUGUUUCUUUGUGAAAUGUUGAAAAAUAGUGUGAUUAAAUACUUAAAAAUGAAAAUUAUUAUCCACCUUUAAAGGCUAAUCGUGCCUGUGUGAUUAUCUUUGUUCUCCAUAUGUUUGCAUUUCUUUCAUCUCUUUGUUCAGGAUAUGCUGGCAGGUCAUUUGGCAGCUCUGACUUGCACCCAGGGUGAAUGUGUGUGUGUGUGUGUGUGUUCGGCAGCGUUUGUUUGCAUUCUAGGAAGAAGUGCAAUGUGGCUUUCUGAUUUGGAGUUUAGCUCCAGCUCCAUCUCCCCUGGACCAUGACAAAUGAGUCUGAAAGAGCACGGACAGGUGAUUUCUAAAUAUUAAUUUCUUUGAGGAUGCCUAAACAUAGACAGAACCAACUCCCCAAACCACAAAAGAUUAUUUGUUUCUCUAAAGGGUUCCUAAAUGAUCAAAUAUAAACAUUUAUGAAAAUUACACCACACAUAGUAAUAGAUAUUGCUAGAAAAUAAGGAUUGAAUGGAAAAUAAUUGCUAAUAAUAAUUAGGCUGUAUAUAUUUUUACAUUUUCCAAAGUGUAGCACCUUAAAGUACCAUUUUAUAGUAACAUUUAGUAAAACCUAUAGUAGUAUGGUAUUUAUUUUGACAUAUGUUUGCAUUUCAUAGGCAACUAAAACAGUGAACAAGGCAGUAAAAAUCAUUUCCAGCAUAACCAUAAUUAUUAAUAAUAUUGUGUUGUUUUACAUAAAGAGUUAAGAAGUCCCCAAUCACACUUAAAUAUCAUGAUUGCUUUAUAUACCAAACUAAACAUAGUUACAAAUAUGUUUCAUUCUGAUUUAUCAGGUAUUUCUGGAGAUUUCCAGAUCUAAAUUCUCUCUAUGUCAACAUGAAAACAUUUAGAUUUAAGGUCAGUUAGACUCUUUAAGGUUUUGUAUUGGUGCCAAUUUCCUCUAAUAAUACAAUAACAUCUGCAACAUUUUUAAGUAAUAUUAUUUGGUGCUUUGGCCAAAAGCAAUGUCUGUGCAUAUGUUGUAUGUUAAUCAUUUGCCGCAUAGCAUUUUCAAGGUUUCCAACUAGCACAAUCCUGUUUGUCUUCUCUCCUCAAAAGCACCCAUACUAUAUUAAGUGACAGUAAAUUUUUCGUAGCUUUUUUGUAACCUGCAGGACUUUCAUAAUGUAAUGAAUUCAAGGAUCAUAUACCCAACGGCCAAUGGCAAAAUGUAGCUAAUAUUAUUGGUCUAAGAUAAGAAGUACUGGAUAUGAAGCGUACAUUUAAACCGCUGCCAAUUUUAGGAACUAGCUUUAUACUUAGUCUAAUUCUGCACUGUUCCUCUUGCCAUUUUGAAAUGAUAAGUAA